AUGAGUCGAAUUUUAGAACAAAGGAAAAAAGUGUACAAAAAUAAAUAUGUUUUUGAUUCCGAGGAAUUAUUCCAAAAACGUCAAAAACAGCAAAUUGAAAUUCGUCGUCAAAGUCGUGAACAGGUUUUAGCUAGUCGCAGAAAUUAUCAAGUAGCUGUUUUUAACAAUGAUUUAUCCAACAUUGAUUCAAAUGAUAAUUCAAUAUCUUCAAGGAAUUCUACAAAUGAUAAAAUCAAUACGGCAAGUAUUUCACCCAUUCAUUUAUAUGGUGAUAUUUCACCAAUUCAACAACUUGGAGAAAUAAGGUCUACAAACAUUUCACCUAUACCUGAUCUGGGUGAAAUGAGUACUUGUCAUCACCUUUCUGAAAUAGUUGAAGACAUAAAUUCUAAUAGUGUGGAAAGACAAUUGAUCUCUCUCACGAAAAUUAGAAAAAUUUUGAGUAAAGAACGCAUUCCACCAAUUCAACAAGUUAUUGAUUGUGGAAUUGUUCCUAGAUUUGUACAAUUUUUGACAUCAAUUAAUAUGAGUCUCCGACAUGAAGCUGCUUGGGUUAUUACAAAUAUUGUAACUGGAAUAUCUGAUCAAGUACAAGUGGUAAUUAAUGCUGGAGCAUUACCCGUAUUUAUGGAUCUUUUAAAUAGUUCAGAUAGAAAACUUCAAGAUCAUGCUCUUUGGGCAUUAGGAAAUAUUGCUGCUGACUUUCGUGAACUCGUAUUACGCACAGGUAAUCUUGGUGAUUCUUGUUUACGUAUUAUUGAUGAAAUUUCUGAGCCUUGUUCAGUAUUACGUACAAUGGCAUGGACACUUUCGUCAAUUUGUCGAGGUAAAAUAUCUAUUAACGAAUGGCCUUUAAUUAAACCAACUCUUCCGGCCAUAUCCCGACUCAUCAAUUAUAAAGAUGAUGAGAUACUUCAUAAUAUUUGUUGGGCUUUAAGUUUUCUCGCAGAUGGCAGUACUGAACAAAUUGAUGCUAUUAUUAAUCUUGGAGUUUGUCCUGAUCUUGUUAACCUAAUGUUACAUGAAUCAUAUGAUGUUCAAACUGCCGCUUUAAGAUGUGUAAGACAUAUUGUUGCUGGUAACGAUUUACAAACGCAAGUGAUUCUUGAUUGUGGAGUUCUCACGGUUUUGAAAAUAUUACUUAUUAGUAAUCAAGCAUCAAUUCGAAAGGAUGCAUGUUUUAUUCUUUCAAAUAUUACGGCAGGAAAUAUUGAUCAAAUUACACACGUAAUUCAUGUUGGAUUGAUUCCUUUGGUUAUUAAUCUAUUGACUAAUUCAGAUUUUCAAACUCAAAGGGAAGCAUGUUGGGUAAUACAUAAUGCAAUAAAGAAAAGUUGUUCUCAAACCGAGUUAACAAUUUGUAUAAUUCGACAAGGAUGUAUUCAACCACUUGUCAACGUGUUAAGUUAUAUGGAUAAUGAUAUUAUAUUUGUUGCACUUCAAGCGAUUUGGAUUAUUUUACAAGUUGGGGAAACUCUUACCAUAGAAAAUAAUGGAGAAAAUCCCUAUUCACUAACAAUAGAAGGAUGUGGUGGUAUGGAACGUAUAAAUAAUUUUCAAUUUAAUGAAAAUAAGGAUAUUCGAUUAAUCGCAUAUCAAGUUAUGGAUAAAUUUUUCUCAGAAGAGAAUGAAGAACGAUUAAUAAAUGAAUCCUAUACAAAUGGCAAGAGAUUAAGCUCUGACAACAAAUAG
Molecule: messenger RNA, 1692 nt
Organism: Diversispora eburnea
Lineage: Eukaryota; Fungi; Glomeromycota; Glomeromycetes; Diversisporales; Diversisporaceae
Source: the annotation of a GenBank genome assembly